This is a messenger RNA of Paramecium sonneborni, 513 nucleotides long. NCBI's taxonomy places the organism in Eukaryota, Ciliophora, Oligohymenophorea, Peniculida, Parameciidae. The record is from the annotation of a GenBank genome assembly.
AUAAUAUCAUUUUAUCAUGGUUGAAUUGUAAUAUAUUCAUAUAUUAUAGUGAUGCUAAAAAAUAGUUGGCAAUUAGCAAUUUAGCACUUUUGAUGAUAGAAAUAGUGCUUUUAUCAGAAUAUUCAUAUAUGAAUGAACAUCCACAUCGUAAUGAAAGUUUGACUUACGUAAGAUUCGCAAUUUCUGGAUAAGUUUUUAUGAUGUUAGCAUUUAUGGGAUUAAUUGCAACCUACUUUUUUACACAUAGAUACAUGAAAAUUGGAAUACUAGGUAGUCUUUGGCUAGGUUUUGUAUUAGUAUUUAUUGGAAUGAUUGUUGGAGUGAAAUACGUAAUUAUAAAAUAAACUUAUUUAGUAUUAAGAUGGUUAUGAUACAAUUGCAUCAACAUGGUGGAUUGAAGUAGGAUUGACUAUUCUUGGUUUUCUUAAUUUAAUAAAAGCAUUUAGUAAUGAACCUUAGUCUAGUGAAGAUUAUUAAAGAUAAGUUUGAGUGUAUAUAUGUAAUCAAUUCUAC